UAACGCAAAACAAGGUUUUAAGUUGUACGAUUUAUUUUCCAGUGGGUGGCAGUACUGUUCAAGUUAUUCUAGACACGUCAAAAAAGAAAGAGGAAGACUUUUCACACACAUUUAUCCAACCAGGUAGAGAUCCUGUGUCCGCGUCAUGCGCUCCAGUGCCUCUCCAAGAGAUGGACCCUGACGUGUCCGUGCUGCUGGAGUGUGCGGUCUGGCGUGGACUUGCGGAGGCCGAGGUCCAAGUGGAGGUGUCGGAGAGCUUCAACAGACAGACAGAUGCUGCGCUAGAGAGCCACAUAGAAGAGGUGUGGGCAAAACGUGUCACCAGGGAGCCCUGGCUUUUCAACGGUUCCAAGUUCAGACUGCACUCAUUUACCUUCGACUCCUCCAAGUUUCCCCCCUCCCAAACCGGUUGUCAGUUUACCAAACAUCUCCCAUGCGCGCCUCCAAAGCAACGCCAACCAACGACCGAUGGGGGUGACAGGGGUGAAGAAGAGCGCCGAUGUCCCGAAGGGAAAGGUGCCUUUAAUCCCACGCCUCAGUGUACUGACGGCCGUCGCUAUCAACAAGGAAAUGGAGACUGUGACCAUCCAGCCCUCGGCUGUUUGGCCGGUGUAGACCCAGGCUGUGGCCCCGGGGUCCGGGGCUCUACACGAGCAGAGGCCGGUCCUCGCCUGACCCUGCGGCUGGGCCUGACGUCCUACAAGGACUUCCUGGGCACCAACUGGUCCGAGCGAGCCGGGGCUCUGCGGCGGCGAGGAGAGACGGAGCUGAAUGAUCCGUGCGGCCUGUUGGCCCAGCCCCUGGGGGUGGGCGGGGUCCUGUGCACCAGCGACGGGAAGGUGGUGCUGAUCAGGAGGAGCCAGCGGGUCGCGGAGGCCGGGGGGCUGCUGGACAUCCCAGGGGGGCACCCGGAGCCACAGGCGGUGUGCCCAUGUGUGAGCGAUGGUGUAAGUCAGGAUCCAAUCAGCAUUGCCGUGGUGCAGCGGAGCCCCAAGGCGGUCGUCUCCGAGAUCUUCAGCUCCGUUUGUGCCGAGAUCAGAGACGAGGUCAACGUGCCGCUGGGUUCCCUGGGAGGGCCCGUGUUGAUGGGCGUAGCGCUGAACCACACCAGCGCAGGCAGACCCAGCGCAGAGUUCUACGUCAGCUGUUCCUUGACCUCAGAGGAAGUGAGGGAGUUGUAUUGGAGAGGUGGAGCGGAGGCCAAUGAGUCCACAGACAUCGUGUUCCUCAGCACAAAGGAGCUGUUGCAGUUGGACAGCUCCAGGCCCCUGUGGUCAGAGCUUUGUCCUUCGGCCAAGGGAGCUGUCCUGCUCUAUCAACUCGUCAGGCCUGACGCAUCUAUCAGGCCGGAGCAGACGAGCUCAGACCAACAAAAGCACGAAGAAAAAGAAUGAUGUUCAUCUGCCAAAUGUUAUGGUUUUAAUACUUUUUGGGCUUUUCUCUUUUUACAUACAAAGAUCUGUACAAUUUCUAAUGAAACUAAUGAAAUACAUUUUUAAAAUUGCACUGUUUUAAAGAAUAAAAAUCUACUAAUUGA
Gadus macrocephalus (Pacific cod) is the source of this 1537-nucleotide messenger RNA. RefSeq names its product nudix (nucleoside diphosphate linked moiety X)-type motif 22 (gene nudt22). NCBI's taxonomy places the organism in Eukaryota, Metazoa, Chordata, Actinopteri, Gadiformes, Gadidae. The transcript is spliced from 7 exons. The record is from RefSeq and is a predicted model, not a curated record. Bases 171 to 1394 code for a protein of 407 amino acids. Gene Ontology annotation, molecular function: GDP-mannose hydrolase activity.